UUGGGACCACACCUGGUUGGAGAAUCCAUCACCAUGGCACGCAGCAGGAGUCCAGUCCGCCAUCGAUCGAGAAGUCCUGCGCCACGGCAUCGUUCUAGAAGUCCCGGACGCAAUCGGUCUCGCAGUCGAGGCCGAUAUGACAGCGGCAGGAAGCGUGAUCGCGGACGGGAACCUGAAAAGGAACUUCGCGACGUCCAUCGUCCCAAACGGGUUCGCAAGAACACCGACGACAACGACGACCUCACGUCCAAGGGUAAGCCAUCAUCCGCCUCGUCGUCGUCCACGGUGGACGCAAAGAGUUCGUCUUCGGCCCCCGCCGUCAUCUCGUCGUCCGACAAGAACGGCGAAAUCAGCAUGACCAUCGACGAAACCAACAAACUCCGCAUCUCGAUGGGUCUCAAGCCCCUGCGACUGACAAACGCAUCCAAGGAAAAGGAAGUCAAUUUGUCCAAAUCGCGCGAAGACGUGGCGGAAGAAGCGCGGCAGAAGGCGCUCACGGACGCAUUGGCCAAGUCCAAGCAGAAGCGGCAAUUCACGGAGAAACUCAAGGGACAGUCCCUCGGCGAAACGUUAAAGCAGGCGGACGGCGGGCGUGCGUCCGCGUUGGAUUGGGUGCGCCAGAGUCGGACCAAGAAGGCGGCUGCUCCCGCGUCGUCAGCUCCGUCCGCCUCAACGUACGGCGCCGCGGACCUGAAGGGUCUCACAGUUGCCCACGACGCCCGCGCGUUUGAAGAAGGGGACGAGGUCAUCUUGACAUUAAAAGACCAGCGAGUGCUCACAGACGACCGCAACGACGUGAACGACGGUGGCGACGAGCUGGAGAACGUCGACAUGCGCGACGAGGACCGGCGGUUGGAGCGGGAGGCGCGGCUCAAGCGCGCGAGCGGACCCGUCUACAGCGGCUUUGACGACGACGAGUUCACGACGAUCCUCGGGCCAAAGAAAGCCACGAAGAAAACGGUGCGGCUGCUGGCGCAGUACGACGAAGAUGAGGACAUGGCGGCGCUGCGCGAGGCCAACAAGUUUGCAUUGAGCGACACUGGCUCGCAUCUCGUCGAGGCCAUCCCUCAAAGAGACGUUGAUGGUGACAAAGGGUCGGUGUCGCUAGCGUCGCACAAGAAGCAGUACAUGGAAGAGUACUUUACGACGGCGGAACUGGCCGUGUUUUCGAAAAAACAGUCGAAAAAAUUGCGCAAAAAAAAGAAAAACAUGCGACAACGUGACGACGACGAUUUCGUGCAGCAAUUGGAAGCCGACGCCGUGUCGCAGACGACGACGGACCACGGCAAGCGGCGUCUUACGACAAAAGAGGGUGAUGGCGGCGGCGAUGACGUGGCAGCCCGCGAUCGCUUUGAACGUGCGCGGCACAAGGCCAACGUCAAGGCACAGGUGAUGGUGGAGCGCAUGAAGCAGCAACAUGCAGAGGAAGACGACGACGAGUUGGGCGCGUCGUUGGCGCGGUCGCGGCGGCUCGCGCUCGUAGUGGCCGCCACCGCCGCCGCGAAAGAAGACAAUGACCGCCGUGUGCUGCUGCAGGUGUCGGGGAUGUCGCAAGGAAGCCACGGCGGCGGCGACGCUGCGGCGACUAGUGGGCAUCAAUAUGGCCACAUUCACAAGGAUGAUCCUUCGAGUGGCGGCGAGAACACGACGAUGGUGUUUGGCGAGUCGACAGACUUUGACGUUCGUGUGAAGAAUGCCAUGGAUGAACGGGAUGCGGCGCGGGCGGCGGCGACGGCGACGGCGGCCGUCGGUGGUGGUGCAGGAAAGCAUCGAGGGGGGGUUGUGACUACUGUAGAGGAAGACGUGGAUGAUGACCAAGAAGGGAAGAAACCAAUGGUGUCAACAGUCGAAGACGAGGUAGAAGAAGAAGAAGAAGAGGAGAGUUCGUGGGGGGUGGAUGAGCCGCUGGUGCAGACGGGCAUGGCGGCGACGCUGGCCCUGCUUCGCAACCGCGGCGACCUCCGCGACGCGAUUCAGAUCCGACAAGCUGGCCGCGCCAACGACCACCGCGAACGAAAUGUUGAAGAGGAGCUGCAGAUCAAGGACGGUGUCAAGCUGGACUACCGCGACGAGUUUGGGCGGUUGUUGACCAAGAAGGAAGCGUUCCGCCGCAUCUCGUACCGGUUCCACGGACACACCCCUGGCAAGAAGAAACAGGAGAAGCGCCUCAAGCAGAUCAAGGAAGAACUGGCGCAGCAGAAGAACUUGGGGAAUGUCGUCGGACGCAUGGAGACGCUGGACAAGCGGCAAAAGGUCGCCAAGCAAGCGCAUGUCGUGUUGUCUGGCAAGUAGACGAGUAGGUGGAAGGGAUAAGGAGAAUAUGAUAUAUGCAACAUGA
Messenger RNA from Aphanomyces astaci, 2338 nucleotides. RefSeq lists its product as hypothetical. Gene Ontology annotation, biological process: maturation of 5S rRNA; mRNA cis splicing, via spliceosome. NCBI's taxonomy places the organism in Eukaryota, Oomycota, Saprolegniomycetes, Saprolegniales, Verrucalvaceae. The transcript has a single exon. The record is from RefSeq and is a predicted model, not a curated record. Bases 34 to 2292 code for a protein of 752 amino acids. Gene Ontology annotation, cellular component: U4/U6 x U5 tri-snRNP complex.